Molecule: messenger RNA, 7181 nt
Organism: Cricetulus griseus (Chinese hamster)
Lineage: Eukaryota; Metazoa; Chordata; Mammalia; Rodentia; Cricetidae
Source: RefSeq, a predicted model, not a curated record
AUGGACUUACAGAUUCGAAGCCAGAGCAAAGCAUCGGGCUCUGGCCUGUGUGAGGGGGAUGAAGUGGUGUCUAUCAAUGGCAACCCUUGUGCAGACCUUACCUACCCAGAAGUCAUCAAGCUCAUGGAGAGCAUAACGGACUCUCUCCACUUGCUUAUUAAAAGACCAUGUAGUGGCACAAGUGAGACUUUGGGCUCUGAAACAGAAAAUGUAAACCAUCAAGAUCUUCCACAUGAGGGGCCCAUGGAAACUACCACGCUGCAGAUUCUUCCAGCCACAAAGACCCAGAGCAAAGACCUCUUUCUUGCUCCAGUCCAAAGUAGAGUUCCCCUAACCAAGGACCAAGGAAAUGAUUGGGGUUAUGCGGAAUGUACAACAGGAGAGAAAAUUCCCCAGAUGCUUGGCUCCCAAGAACAACACUUGGUAGAAGAGGUCAUCCUAAGGGAAAAGACAGAAGCAGGCCAGCCAGGUCGUGUGGUUGAGCUACAGCUGUCCCUCUCAAAGGACAGACAUCAAUACACUAGUGGCCCUAUAGUAGCUCUCCAGGGAAAUGAAAAAUCCGAGUCUCCUGACCCAGACCGGAGUUCACAACACGAAAGGAUUGUCCACAUAAAUUCGAUCUCUGCUCCUGGGGAAGCAGGCACUUCUCAGCCGUCCAGCACAACAAUCCAGACCUCCAGUGGCCGGGAGUUGAGAGUGAUCCAAGGAAGAGAAGCAGGAGGCACAGGGCUACCCCAGGUGGAAGUGAUUCUUGAGUGCUCUGACAGGCAGAAGGCAGAAGAGUGCAGGCUGCAGGCAGGAAAGGGGUGUGUGGCUUCUGGGGUGGAAGGAGGGCGGUCAGAAGCACCUCCUUCUCUGGUCUCCUUUGCGGUCUCACCAGAAGGCACCGAGCACGGGGAAGACCAGCGCUCAGAGAAGGAUCACAGCAGACCACACAAGCACAGGGCACGACAUGCUCGGCUCAGGAGGAGUGAGAGUCUGUCUGAAAAACAAGUGAAAGAAGCUAAGUCUAAAUGCAAAAGCAUCGCUCUCCUUCUAACGGAUGCUCCCAACCCCAACUCCAAGGGGGUGUUGAUGUUUAAGAAGCGGAGGCGGAGGGCCCGGAAGUACACCCUAGUCAGUUACGGUACUGGCGAGCUUGAACGAGAGGAGGAGGCGGAGGACCAGGAAGAAGGUGAGAAGGACGAGAUAAGUGAAGUCGCAUUUCUUGGAACGAGCGAGUCAGAAGUGGAUGAGGAGUUACUGUCCGACAUUGACGACAACGCACAAGUUGUGAACUUUGAUUGGGAUUCUGGACUGGUGGACAUUGAAAAGAAACUGAACCGAGGGGACAAGAUGGAGAUGCUGCCAGACACCACAGGCAAGGGAGCGCUCAUGUUUGCUAAGAGGAGAGAGAGGAUGGAACAGUUCACAGCCCAAAAUGAAGAGGAGAAAACGGGUGCCGUGCCAGGCAGAGGACCACCAGAUGGGCUGCAGACGGAUACUCUGAGAACCGUGACUUCUUAUCAAAGGCAGGAAGAGGAAUCAGUGAGAAUGCAGAGCUCUGUGAGUGAAAGCUCCAUCCAGAUGGGGCAUAGUCUUGGCAACAUGCCACAACAGAAUGGCUUCAGUGGAGUGGCUGAGACAGCAGGGGCCCAGAGGGUGAUCCCUAUGAAUAGAACCGCCAAGCCCUUCCUGGGAACUUUGAACCAGACAGCAGCCCCCUUCUCCCCAACGCGGAGUGUGACAAGUCCCAUCUCCGACUUCCCUGCUCCGCCACCUUACUCCGCCGUCUCACCUCCACCUGAAGCCUUCUCCAGAGGGGUCUCAAGUCCAAUCACUGGCCCCGCACAGCCCCCUCCAUGGCCCCAGCCUGCUCCAUGGUCACAACCAGCCUUCUAUGAUUCAUCUGAGCAAAUAGCUUCCCGAGAUGAGAGGAUCGCAGUGCCAGCGAAAAGAACGGGAAUACUGCAGGAAGCCAAAAGACGAGGCACAACAAAACCCAUGUUUACGUUUAAAGAAACCAAAGUGAGCCCCAACCCUGAGCUCCUGUCACUUCUUCAAAAUACAGAAGGUAAGCGAGGCACUGGAGCUGGAGGGGAUUCUGGGCCUGAAGAAGACUACCUCAGCUUAGGCGCAGAGGCUUGUAACUUCAUGCAAAGUUCUGCCAAACAGAAGACCCCACCUCCCGUUGCUCCAAAGCCUGCGGUCAAGUCCUCCUCCUCCCAACCAGUAACCCCAGUUUCUCCAGUCUGGUCUCCAGGAGUGGCCCCAGCCCAGCGCCCUGCCUUCUCUACACCCAGUCUACCGAACCCACCGCAGGUCACAGCUGUGUCGUCCAUCAAAAUAGCUCAGCCUUCCUGCCCUCCUGGCCGGCCUGCGAGCGCACUGAACCUGGCUGGUCCCUUCAAAGGGCCCCAAGCAGCAGUAGUCAGUCAUAACUACACACCCAAGCUAUCAGCACCCACACAAGUGAAUGCGGCUCCUGCUGGUGCCGGAGGACCAUCCAAUGAGCUUCCUGGAAUGAGUGGGAAAGGAGCCCAGCUCUUCGCUAAAAGGCAGUCUAGGAUGGAGAAGUACGUGGUGGAUUCCGACACAGUCCAGGCCCACACAGCUCGGGCCCAGUCUCCCACUCCAUCCCUGCCCGCCAGUUGGAAGUACUCCUCUAAUGUUCGAGCACCCCCUCCUGUGGCCUACAAUCCUAUCCAUUCCCCCUCAUACCCACUGGCUGCUAUCAAGUCUCAGCCACCGGCUGCGCAGGCUUCCAAAACGAGCAAGAAAAAGGGCAAGAAGCCUCUUAACACAUUGGAUGUCAUGAAGCACCAACCGUAUCAGCUCAACUCAUCUUUGUUUACCUUUCAACCUCCCGAUUCGAAGGAUGGCCUCCCUCAAAAGUCAACGGUCAAGGUCAGUUCAGCCCUGGCCAUGAAGCAAGCCCUUCCUCCCCGACAGGUGAAUGUUGGCUCUCCCACCAAUGCGCAGGCUUCGUCUGUGUACUCGGUACCGGCCUAUACCUCUCAGCCCUCCUUCUUCGCCGAGGCCACCUCACCUGUCAGUGCAUCCCCAGUGCCUGUGAGUGUUCCCAGCUCUCCAAAGCAAGAAUCAGCUUCCUCGUCGUAUUUUGUGGCACCAAGGCCGAAGUUCUCAGCCAAGAAAAGUGGUGUCACAGUACAGGAGAGUGGGCGCUCCCUUUCUCUUCCUGGAAAAUCAGCCCUACCCAUCAUUUCUGCAUGUACUUGGCAGUACCAGCCGGCUCACAGUUAUUCUGGCAAGCCGACCCUCAGGCUGGAGAAAGCUAACAAGAGACCAACACCUUGGGAAGCAGCAGCCAGGUCUCCCCUUGGUCUAGUGGAUGACGCCUUCAGACCCCGGAGCAUCCAGGAAUCUAUUGUGGCGAACGUAGUCUCCGCAGCUCAGAGGAAGGCGCUUACAGCGUCCCAAGAGGACUGGAAAGAGAGACUGUCCUUUGCCCCCCAAACUCAGAAGACCAAAAUGAGCUUCUCUGAAAGACAAGAGUAUAAUGCUCCAUCCCCAGUCAACAGCCACAUGUCCACCCACUCCGUAUACGGUUCCCAGUCGCCAUAUAUGUGCUACAGCCAGGAGUCCAGAUAUGACCCAAAAAUAAUGUCCAUGGAGACCAAGUCUGAAUAUGGUCUUCCAUUAGGUGGUUGCAACUAUAACCCACAGCCACGGGGGUGGAGACAACAACCGUGAGAGCCAGUGUGACAAUUCUGUGGGUUUUCAUUGCUUAUGUUAGUGAUCCUUUGUAGGGUUCUUUACUUCUUAAAUAGACUUAAAUCCACUUUUAGUCCUGUGUGGCUUUCACGGAUCAUUUACCUGAGUGCACAUGUGUGUAAACACACAAGUGUGGAGCACUUCCUUGUUUCCUGAUGCCUGAGGAACUGCUUGGAAGCCUAGAGUCACUGUGAGCAGGGUGUGGUGGAACACACCCAAUAAUGAGGCAAGGCAGAACACGAGGAAUUCAAGAUAAUCCUCAGGCACAUAGUUUGAAGCCAGCCUAGGGUACAUAAGUGUCUGUCUCAAAACAAACAAACAAACAAACAAACAACAAAGAAAAGCUCUUGCAUUGAUGUUUUAGCAUUUAUAUAUAGUUCAAAAAUCUUAAUUCCAUCUACAAGGAGUCCCAUGUAAGUCAAGUUCACAAAAUUAAACUGAAUGCAACAUUUUCUUCUCCAUGCUUUAGUCCAAUAAGGAAUUAUUAGGAUAUGGUAUAUUAAUUACCAGUAGUUCUAACAGCAAGGGAUAUAAAAUUAUCUUUUAUUAGUUUUUAAGUUAGCAUACAAAGGAAGGGGUUUCAUUUUGUCAUGUUUAUAUGCAUGGACCAUUAUGCUUUGCUCCAUCCACUUGUCAGCCCAUUGCCCUUCCCCAUGCCACCAGCCUUUCCUCUGACUAGUCCCCACCCUUCCUAUCAGGAUAAAUUCCGAAGGAGAGCCUGACACGAAGCAUAAUAAUUACACAGAAAAGAGUCUCCUUGGCAUCGUUUCAAAUAUUUCUCCAAAACAUUUUUUAGGUGCAGGUCAAGUGUUUUAGAAGGCUUGAAACGAGAUGUUCCAUUUGCGACAGUGCUUUGCCAUGUAGCCCUGGCUGCCUUGAUGCUCCUUUUGUAGCCCAGGCUAUGCUCAAACCCAUAUCUUGUCUCAGCCUAUCAAGUGCUGGGAUUUCAGGUGGGCAGCAUUGUGCCUGGCUGAAAUGGGGAUGUUCUUAGACAGGGAUCUGUCAGAGUCAGGGAACUGCCCAACUCAGAUGGACUUCGGAGGAAACAGUACAAUAGAUGGGAAGCACAAAUCUAGGCAUUGGAUUGAUUUCCAAUCUAUUUAAAGCCAACAGCCUGAGACAGGAAGACUUGAGUUCAAUUGUUCUCAUUUGUCAGAUGAGAAGGCUGGGUUGUCUCAUUGCUUAGGUUCUUAACAAUUCUGAUAUUGUGAGAUUCUCUCGGUAGACUGACCUUUGAUGUCUUGCUCAUCACAUAAGUAUCAGAUUACCUUUAGGAGUGGAUGAGGUCAUUAGUGCCAUGAAAUGCGUCACCAAAGGUCCCAAAAGGAAUUUCUAAGUGGCGGGUUUUGUGUUAUGUGGAGUGAGGGAUGAUGUAAAGAUAAAAUAUUAGUGGAUCUAAGGAAGUGGUGGAUGAAGAUGCCUGUCAUUACCCAACUGUUGUUCAUGACCACUUACUUGGUUACAGAAAACAUGCUGGAGAAGCAUACACAAGGGCUGCUUCUAGGAUGUUCGGAGGAAGUUAGAUGGCUGACUCACCUCUCCUGUAACCCAUGCUUUGUAAGCAUGACCAGGAGGCAGGCUGAACAGCUGAUCCUCACUGCCAUGCCCACAAAGGGUUAAACACUAGGGCGUUCAGAGUACUCCAUAUCAUCAUCAAGUUUACCAGGAUGUUUUUUAAUUGAAAAAUUCCUGAAUAUUUAAUAUCUUCUUGUCUCUCAAAAAAAAAAAAAAAAAAGGAAAAUUGUGCUUAGUUUUCCUUCCUGACUCUACCUUCAUCUUCUCAUUGUGAUGAUACCUUUCACAGAAUAAAAAUGAGCCAUGAGGAUGCAGACAGUCUCUUAUCUUAGAAGUUUUUAAAAACUUUGAAGAAACCACAGUAAGUUCUAAAGGUGGUGUGAGUGGCCAGAUACUUAUUUGUUCAAUUAGGUGGCAAGAAAAUGGAUGACUGCUUCCAAAAUUUGAUUGCUAGCCAGGUAUGGCUCCAUCAUAUGCCUGCCCCAGACUCUGGGGAUGAAGAAAAGGGACUGGCAAAAAUUCCAGGCCAGUCUGGGAUAUAAGUGAGACCAUGUCUCAAACAAACAAACAAAAAACCAAAACAAUCAAAAAAACAACAGCAACAAUAACAACAACAAACACACAUACACAAAAAAACCCAACAGCAAAAGUUUCACUGUUAAUUUAUAUAAAAUUGAUAUAAUGUUAAUUCCCUUAAAGUAUAAAAUAUCAUUAUUGUCACCUAUGAGUUUUUUUUUUAAAUCUUAAAAGAAUAACGUCAGGCUAGUAGAGUCUUAAGAAUCCUGCACAUCUGAUCUUUAUCAGGUUCAAAUUAAUCACAGUGUUUGAGUCAUUCUGGAUUAGGCUGUUUCAAGAACUUGGGACUUAACAGAAAAGAUGUUAUUUAUUGGGUCCACAUUCUAUCCUGCUACAUUCUUUUGUAAAGCCCUAGGCUUUAUUUCCAGCUGAUUCACAUCACACUCUUUGCUAAGACUCACUAGACUCAAAAGAAGAAGAUGUUGUAGAUAUUAUGUUAUUAUAAAAAGCGUUCACUCGCUGCUUGCACCACACCAAAACUAGCAUUUGCACUGCACUAUCUGAACUUAUCCUAUGCAACAGACAGGCUUCACAUUCUGUUCCUGAGAACACGAGUGUCUUCAUCAGUCAGUGAUGCUUCAACAAGUCAAACUAUGUAGAUAACUUUGCAAAGCAAGAAUGCCACUGCAAAUCAGUACCAGGUCCACUGUGGGAUUUCCCUCUAGUUGGCUAAAAAGUGAUACAGUUCCAUCACUGACAUUCAGCCACCCUGAGAUCCAGGCUCUUACAGUUGGGAAGAUGUUGAUAACUACUGGUGUAACAAGACUAAAAUGAGUGGGUCUCAUUUUCCAAAUAAUAGUGCUUGUACAGAAGAGCUGUGGCUUUGAAAGGAAUGCCCACAUUUGUUGCAAGACACAUUUCAAUCUCCAGAAGCUACAUAGUGUUUUACUAAACCUGCUCUAAAGGGUGAGCAUGCCAAUCAUAGAGACAUUAAUACAGCAUUUCCUCCCAGUGAAUUUGAACACUGUAUCAUUGCAUGGGUGUGGAGCAUUAGUUAGUAGGUGAUUUAAACUUGAACUCUGAGUGUGAUGGUGGCAUAGAUCCUUGUCCCCUUGUUUUAUGAGGAUGUCUCAUGUUUGACAGCAUCAUGCACCCUGAAGAGCAUACACUUAUUAGGGUUUAAUCAUAGAUAUGUAUGUGUACUAAUGACUUAAAACUUUGGAUAAAUAAAUGUAUCAAUUAGGGACAUUAAUUGCAAGAAUGUUUCUUUAAAAGAUUUUCACACUUCAUUUCUAUUCAAAGCAGAAGUAACUGCUACACAGUUCAUACUUUGCUAUCAAAAAGAAAUCUGUUCUCUGGCUAAUUAGAUUGUCAUUUCUAUUUUUCUCUGGCCCCAAAGACUGUAUGUGAAUGACUUGGACUGAAAAUCCAAACAA